Messenger RNA from Oryctolagus cuniculus (rabbit), 12862 nucleotides. NCBI's taxonomy places the organism in Eukaryota, Metazoa, Chordata, Mammalia, Lagomorpha, Leporidae. The record is from RefSeq and is a predicted model, not a curated record.
UAUCCCCCCCCCCCCACCGUCCCCACCGCCCCCCACCUUUUUUUUAUUUAUUUCGGAGUCUUAUUAAUUUCUCUGUGGGGCUGCAGCUGGAGACCGCGGAGCGUUGGAAAUGACGCUCGGAGCUUUAAUUACCGCAGCCGCUGGACAAGUGUGAGGAAAGCUGACAGGAACAAGGACAGGAUCGGGGGAGACGCCAGCAGCUCCCCCCGCCUCCCGAUUUGGACUGGAGGUGCAAGGAAACUGAAAAGGGAGCCGAACAUAGCCCGGCUUGGGGGGGGAGAGGCCGGAAACCUACCGCCUCUUUGCAAUCAACUUUUUUUGGAAACCUUUCUCUCCCCUUCCUUUUUAUUGUUGACCAACCAGUGAGAGAGAGAAAGUGAAGAGAGAGCGAGAGCGCGAAGCUCCCACGGGGAAAAUAGCUGCACAGUCCGCCCGGAGCAGCCCGCGCCACCCGGGAGCGCUCCCCGGCGCGCUCCGCGACGCCCACUCCUCUACGGCCGGCCCGGCCCUGGGCCCGCGGGCGCGGACUCGGUCGCCCGCGCUGGGGAGCCGCUGGACCGCGCGCGCCGCGCCCGCCCCCUCGCGCCCCCACUCGCGUCGGACUGGGGGAAUCUCCUCCGCGUGCCCGAAAGGGGCUAUGCCAGUUGGACAUGUAAUUGUCAGCACGGGACCUGAGACUUCCAAAAAAUGAAGCUGGCGACAGGACUGUGGGUCUGGGUGAGCCUUCUCGUGGCGGCGGGGACCGUCCAGCCCGGCGCUUCUCAGUCAGGUUCCAAUUGAAUUUUAAAAAGUCUCAUUUCAACACAAACAAGGAAAGUCAUCAAGUUUCACCAUCUUUUUGGAAGAAAAAUAUUUAUGAAGUACCCACUAUGCUGUGUAUUGAGUCUGUGUCACCAUGUAAAGACAAUACAAUGGACCAAUUAGUCUGUGUGUGCAGGCACAGAAAAUAAACUGAGCUCUCUCUCAGACCUGGAACAGCAGUACCGAGCCUUGCGCAAGUACUAUGAAAACUGUGAGGUGGUCAUGGGCAACCUGGAGAUAACCAGCAUUGAGCACAACCGGGACCUGUCCUUCCUGCGGUCUAUUCGAGAAGUCACAGGCUAUGUAUUAGUGGCUCUGAACCAGUUCCGUUACCUGCCUCUGGAGAAUUUGCGCAUUAUUCGUGGGACAAAACUUUAUGAGGAUCGAUAUGCUUUGGCAAUAUUUCUAAACUACAGAAAAGAUGGAAACUUUGGACUUCAGGAACUUGGAUUAAAGAACUUGACAGAAAUCCUGAAUGGGGGUGUCUAUGUGGACCAGAACAAAUUCCUUUGUUAUGCAGACACAAUUCAUUGGCAAGACAUUGUUCGGAAUCCAUGGCCUUCGAAUUUGACUCUGGUGUCAACAAAUGGUAGCUCAGGAUGUGGGCGUUGCCAUAAGUCCUGUACUGGCCGAUGCUGGGGACCUACAGAAAAUCAUUGCCAGACUUUGACAAGGACAGUGUGUGCGGAACAAUGUGAUGGCAGGUGCUACGGGCCCUACGUCAGUGACUGCUGUCAUCGAGAAUGUGCAGGGGGCUGCUCAGGACCUAAGGACACCGAUUGCUUUGCCUGCAUGAAUUUCAAUGACAGUGGAGCAUGUGUUACUCAGUGUCCCCAAACCUUUGUCUACAAUCCAACCACUUUUCAGUUGGAGCACAACUUCAAUGCGAAGUACACCUAUGGCGCGUUCUGUGUCAAGAAAUGCCCACAUAAUUUUGUGGUAGAUUCCAGUUCUUGUGUACGUGCCUGCCCUAGUUCCAAGAUGGAAGUAGAAGAAAAUGGAAUUAAGAUGUGCAAACCUUGUACUGACAUUUGCCCAAAAGCUUGUGAUGGUAUUGGCACAGGAUCGUUGAUGUCAGCCCAGACUGUGGAUUCCAGUAACAUUGACAAAUUCAUAAACUGCACCAAGAUCAAUGGGAAUUUGAUUUUCCUUGUCACUGGUAUUCAUGGGGAUCCAUACAAUGCAAUUGAAGCUAUAGACCCAGAGAAACUGAAUGUCUUUCGGACAGUCAGAGAGAUAACAGGUUUUUUGAACAUACAAUCAUGGCCCCCAAACAUGACUGACUUCAGUGUUUUUUCCAACCUGGUCACCAUUGGUGGGAGAGUACUCUAUAGUGGCCUCUCCUUGCUUAUCCUCAAGCAACAAGGCAUCACCUCUCUGCAGUUCCAGUCGCUAAAGGAAAUCAGUGCAGGAAACAUCUAUAUCACGGACAACAGCAACCUGUGUUACUAUCAUACCAUUAACUGGACAACGCUCUUCAGCACGAUCAACCAACGAAUAGUGAUCCGGGACAAUAGGAAAGCUGAAAAUUGUACUGCUGAAGGAAUGGUGUGCAACCACCUGUGUUCAAAUGAUGGCUGCUGGGGACCUGGGCCGGACCAGUGCCUGUCAUGCCGCCGCUUUAGCAGAGGAAGGAUCUGCAUUGAGUCUUGUAACCUCUAUGAUGGCGAAUUUCGGGAGUUUGAGAAUGGCUCCAUCUGUGUGGAGUGUGACCCUCAAUGUGAGAAGAUGGAAGAUGGCCUCCUCACAUGCCACGGACCGGGACCUGACAACUGUACAAAGUGCUCUCAUUUUAAGGAUGGCCCAAACUGUGUGGAAAAAUGUCCAGAUGGCGUACAGGGGGCAAACAGUUUCAUUUUCAAGUAUGCUGAUCAGGAUCGGGAGUGCCACCCAUGCCACCCCAACUGCACCCAAGGGUGUAACGGUCCCACUAGUCAUGACUGCAUUUACUACCCAUGGACGGGCCAUUCCACUUUACCACAACAUGCUAGAACUCCCCUGAUUGCAGCUGGAGUCAUUGGUGGGCUUUUUAUCCUGGUCAUUGUGGGCCUGACAUUUGCAGUGUAUGUUAGAAGGAAGAGCAUCAAAAAGAAAAGAGCCUUGAGAAGAUUCCUGGAAACAGAGUUGGUGGAGCCCUUGACUCCCAGUGGCACAGCACCUAAUCAAGCUCAACUUCGGAUUCUGAAAGAAACUGAGCUCAAGAGAGUGAAAGUCCUUGGCUCUGGUGCUUUUGGAACCGUUUAUAAAGGUAUUUGGGUACCUGAAGGAGAAACGGUGAAGAUUCCCGUGGCUAUUAAGAUUCUUAAUGAGACAACUGGUCCCAAGGCCAAUGUGGAGUUCAUGGAUGAAGCUCUGAUAAUGGCAAGUAUGGACCAUCCACACCUAGUCCGGUUACUAGGUGUGUGUCUGAGCCCAACCAUCCAGCUGGUUACCCAACUUAUGCCCCAUGGCUGCCUAUUGGAUUAUGUUCAUGAACACAAGGAUAACAUUGGCUCACAGCUGCUGCUUAACUGGUGUGUCCAGAUAGCUAAGGGAAUGAUGUACCUGGAAGAAAGACGGCUUGUUCAUCGGGAUUUGGCAGCCCGUAAUGUUUUAGUAAAAUCUCCAAACCAUGUGAAAAUCACAGAUUUUGGACUGGCCAGACUCUUGGAAGGAGAUGAAAAAGAGUAUAAUGCUGAUGGAGGAAAGAUGCCAAUCAAAUGGAUGGCUUUGGAGUGUAUACAUUAUAGGAAAUUCACCCACCAGAGUGACGUUUGGAGCUAUGGAGUAACUAUAUGGGAACUGAUGACCUUUGGAGGAAAACCCUAUGAUGGAAUUCCAACCCGAGAAAUUCCUGAUUUAUUAGAGAAAGGAGAACGUUUGCCUCAGCCUCCCAUCUGCACUAUCGAUGUUUACAUGGUCAUGGUCAAAUGUUGGAUGAUUGAUGCCGACAGUAGACCUAAAUUCAAGGAACUGGCUGCUGAAUUUUCAAGGAUGGCCCGAGACCCUCAAAGAUAUCUUGUUAUUCAGGGUGAUGAUCGCAUGAAGCUUCCCAGUCCAAAUGACAGCAAGUUCUUUCAGAACCUCUUGGAUGAAGAAGACUUAGAAGAUAUGAUGGAUGCUGAGGAGUAUCUGGUCCCUCAGGCUUUCAACAUCCCACCUCCCAUCUAUACUUCCAGAGCAAGAAUUGACUCAAAUAGGAGUGAAAUUGGACACAGCCCUCCUCCUGCCUACACCCCUAUGUCAGGAAACCAGUUUGUGUACCGAGAUGGGGGUUUCACUGCAGAACAAGGAGUUUCUGUGCCCUAUAGAGCCACGACCAGCACAAUCCCAGAAGCUCCAGUUGCUCAGGGUGCCACAGCUGAAAUUUUUGAUGAUUCCUGUUGUAACGGCACCCUACGCAAGCCGGUGGCACCCCAUAUCCAAGAGGACAGCAGCACCCAGAGGUACAGUGCUGACCCCACUGUGUUUGCCCCAGAACGGAGCCCACGAGGAGAACUGGAUGAAGAAGGUUACAUGACUCCUAUGAGAGACAAACCCAAACAAGAAUACCUGAAUCCUGUGGAAGAGAAUCCUUUUGUUUCUCGAAGAAAAAAUGGAGAACUUCAAGCUUUGGAUAAUCCUGAGUAUCACAAGGCUUCUAGUGGUCCACCCAAGGCAGAGGAUGAGUACGUGAAUGAGCCAUUGUACCUCAACACAUUUGCCAAUGCCUUGGGGAAUGCGGAGUACCUGAAGAACAACGUACUGUCUGUGCCAGAGAAGGCCAAGAAAGCAUUUGACAACCCUGACUACUGGAACCACAGCCUGCCGCCUCGGAGCACCCUUCAGCACCCAGACUACCUGCAGGAGUACAGCACAAAAUAUUUUUAUAAACAGAAUGGACGGAUCCGGCCCAUUGUGGCAGAGAAUCCUGAAUACCUCUCUGAGUUCUCACUGAAGCCAGGCACUGUGCUGCCUCCUCCACCCUACAGACACCGGAAUACUGUGGUAUAAGCUCAGCUGUGUAGUUUUGAAGUGGAGAGACAAGCCCACUCCAGUUUCCACACCCCCUCUCUUGCUCUGGUGUCCUUCCUCCUAUCCCUAAGGCCAGUAGUUCUGACACUUCCCCGUGGAAGACAUAGAGAUGCAAUGAUAGUUAUGCGCUUAUGUAACGUGAACAUUAGAAGGAAGGGCUGAAAGAGGAAGAUAGGUGGAACUUCACUGUUUCUUCAUUUCUCUGCAUGGGUUGGUAGCAGAAUGGAACAGCUAGAAAAGGACCCGAACAUGUGAGGCAGUACUGCCUGCUGCCAAACUAAUUCUCAGCUCUUUUUUUCUUUCUUUUAAUGUAGAGGGUUGAAACACCUGUACUAUCUGUUCCUAUCUGUAGGAACUGAUGUAUGCAUAAUCAACACCUCUGAAAUCAUAAUAAAGUUUCCAUCAGAUCAAAAGGAUAGCCCUUUCUAAUAUAACAUACACUAGUAACCGAGAUAGAGAAUCCUAUUUCUUUUGCCAACAGUCUCUAUCUUAGGAAGUAAGAAUGGCCAACCAGUUUUUAAGUCUCUAUCAAAGUUUGAAGCAGUAAUUAUGUUUUAAAGCCUAUUCUUUUAAUUUUGUUUUUGCUUUGACGUGGUCCUAAUAUUAGUUUCUUUCCUAUAUUUGCCUUUAAGUUCUAACUGCAAGGAUAUUUACAUCAAAGCUUUUUGACAGAAUUUAAGUAAGAGAUACUUAAUGUGGUGAAAUAGAUACUAUUUUAAAUAGACAGUCUUCAAAAUUAGGAGAGGAAACCAAGACAUUAAUCAAAUGAAACAAUAAAUCAAGAUUUCAUGUUUGACACUAUUGAAUAUAUCCUCCUCUCAUACUUUACAUUCUUCGACAUUUUCUUCUCCAUAAAGUGACAGUACUUGGUAGGCAGUUGGUAGUCUUAAGAGUACAAGGGAAACUAGAGACAGUUCUUUGUGGUUCAAGAAAACUACUGAAACUUUUAGGGGUGGUCCAAUGACGAAAUCCAUUGAACUGGAAGAAACACUGGAUUGGGUAUGUCUACCUGGAAGAUACUCAGAAACGUAGUUUGCACUUAAGCUAUAAUUUUAUUUGUUCUUUUUUCUGAACUCCAUUUUGGAUUUUGAAUGAAGCAAUAUGAAAGCAACCAGCAAAUUAACUAAUAUAAGUACAUUUUUUAAAAAGAGCUAAGAUAAAGGAAGAUAAUGAAAAUGCCAAACCAAGCAAAUUAGGACUUUGGACAGCAUCCAGGAAUUAUGGUGAGAGAGCCAGGACAUUAUCUACAUAUGAUAUCACAUUUUCUCCGCAAGGAAAUUUGUUCAGUUUGUAUGCUCCAUAUGAAGAGAUACAAGUAUUGGCUUGAAUUCCAUGGAAUUUCUAAUAUGAGACUCUAUAUUGAGUAGAAAGUAAUUCUUUGCACAUAAAUUGAUAUAAUAAAAACACAAACAUUUGUGAGUAUGGCGAGAUCCUUGGGUCAAAAGUUGUAAAUAAACAUAAAAAAUCUUCUCAUGUAAUUAUUUUAUUAUCCAACAUACUAUUUGAUACUUAAUAUAAUAACUCUUUCUUCACACACUGCAUUCUAUUUCUAGAACAAUCUUAAUUAUGUUUUCAUUUUGAAAGAAUGAUACAUGAUUAACCUACUUAACCUACUGAAUUAAGAUGAGUGCUAGGAACAGAUGACAGGGAUGAGUCUUCAGGAAAAAGAGGGCUCAAAUCCCUAAAUAGGAAAAUUAGAUGUGUCUCUCUUUUCUAAGAAAUUCUGCCCAAGUCGUUUAGAUUUUUGUUUAAAUAGCCCUUCCUAAUAUUUAAGCAUUGGUACCAAAAAGUUAGGGCCAAUAGCUUAAAAGAAAUCAGUUAGAAUAAAUAUCUUCAUCAGUAAAGCAGGCAGCAUUUAGACAAAAAAAAAAAAAGUAAAUCUAUGUUUCUGCUUAUUUUGGAAAAGUGAACGCAUACAUUCAUUCAUCCAAUCUCAUUUAUUUCACUUCUUUUCAUUUACCAUCUACCAAAAGUGCAGUAUUAUGUGUGCUAUGCCCGAUAAAUGGAAUAUUAUCCCUAACUUCAAACAGGAGGUUCAAAAUUUUACAGCCCAGGAUAUUUAUUGGGAAUGACAUCUUAAUUUUUUCAUGGAUUCGAGGAAUCAUAUUACAUGAACUAUUUUGUAAUAAACUAUCAUAAAUUCAGUUUCUUAGUGAGACAUCCCCUGUGAACUCAUUUGGAACAUGAAUUAAAAAUCCUUCAAAUUACUGAAAUUGACAAACAGGAUAGUUUUGAUGUUAUUAUCCAAACACAAGCUGGUCUAGAAAGAUAUUGCAUGCUAGCUAAUCAGCCUAUCUGGAUUCUAAUUUCAGCAUUAAAUCAACAGCAGAUGAUGGUCUUUGGCUUAGAACCUGGAAGUCUUUGGAGUUGAUCUCUUCUUAAAAUGUGAGAAGUGAAGCAAAUUGAGAGAGGGCAGUACAGCAGAAGACCAGGGACUGAGAUCCCUUCUAGUGCGGCUCUAACACAAACUCCCUAGGGCUAAAGAUGUGAAAUGAUUUGGGGACCACAAUCUUGUUGCUCAGAGCUCUCCCAUCCAUUAAGAGAGGUCUUCAUGGAAAUGGGACCUCAUGCAAGUACUUGUGAAGAAUUUAACAUAAGCCUCUUUACUAGAUAAAUCUGUACCAACUCAUCGUGACAACACCCUUUUCGUAUCCUAUACCUCGACAUUUCAUUCUGAUUUGCAAUAUUCCUGUGGUUUCUACUGGGAUAUAAAAAGCAGAAUCACUUAUUUUAGAGAAGGAAAGAAAAUGAACUUUUUAUUGUUAAAGUAAUAGGAAAUUCUUUCUCCCAAGAACACAAGACUCUUAUAUGUCAAGUAAUCUCCCAUUAAUACCUUGGGGUAGAUGCAAAUAUAAUUCAAAAUGACCAAAAAUUCUACACAAUAGCACCACUCUACUAUUCCUUUCAAGUGAUUUCUUUAGUAAAUAAUUUGUUUGAGCUGUUUAAGGGUUUCUUUGUCCCCUCACCCCCAGGAAAACAUAAUUGGAGUAUAUAAAAGGGAGACAGAAAGAACUUCAUCUGUUCUAGACAAUGACUGAUUUAAACCAAUAAAGACAAAAUGGCAGUGAAAGCCUGAAAAGUGUUUUGGAAUGUCAGAUUCCAAUGUCCAGUUGUAUCCAUGGAAAUAUGCAGAAUAAAUUAUGUAAAUUUAAGAAAAUUUUAUAUUAAAAUUACACUGGCCAAUUUCAUAAAUUACCAAGUGUGUUGAUUAUACAUGUCUUGGGAAAUCCUAUUUCCAUGUGUGGAAAAUCUUUAGAGUUAAAUGAUUGCAUAAAGUAGUUCUUAAACAGAUGAGACAAAGUAUCCUCUUAGACAGGUGAUAUCCAGAACCACAAAAUAUCAGUACCAUGGUGAGGUGUUUAGUCCACUGAGCAACUCUUUGUCUUCUGAAUAACAUUAGUAGCACAAAUUAGAAUAAGAUUCCUUUCUCCAGUAGUAUUCUUGAAAUAGCAUGAACAACAAUGCAGAAAGUCAAAUUCCGUGAAAUUUUACAAACUAAAAAUAGAUUCCUUUAUCAUAGCUCAUGAAGAAUGACUGAGCUAUCUGUAAUUUGAGAGAAGUAGAGUUCUAUUAAGUGUUAUAAUGUAUGUGUUAAAACCUUCUAAAGGAAGGGAAUGACAUGACAAUUGUGCAUAUUUCCUAUGCUAAGGAAAGAUCAGUAAAAAGACCAUCAGGUUCUGCUAGUAGAUAAAGGUGAAGGGAUGAUCAAUGUGCUUUUUGAAGUGUCAGAAUGAAAAGGAAAUUAAAAUUGUUUAAGCCUGACAAGAAAGAAUGUAUAUACAAGUUUUUCUAGAGCUACCUAACCUUUAUUUCAAAACUUAAAUUAUUCAUCCAUCUAUAAUUGUUAAUUAUUUAGCUAGUUUAUGUAGUUCAUAAGGUAAUAGAAAAAGUGAUCAUGAAAGCAUGUAUAUAUCUGGACAGAACCAUGAUAAUGCUGUAAGAUGUAGUUUUAGGUUUUCAGAUGUUAAAUGAUUUUGAUAUUAUUAAAUAGAUCAGACUAGAAAACUAACUACAAAGUAUAAUGUAACAAAAUAAGAUGUGGGAUAUAGAGAUGUAAGGUGGACUUUUCAUACUAAAAAAAUAAGUUUGCCAUUUAAAAUUGUCAUUUGUUAGAUUUAGCUGUAAGUAGGCAUGAAUGGUGCCACUUGUGAAAACUUGCUUUAAAGCAUUACAAUUUUUUUUCAUGCUUCCAUUCCUUUAUCUCUUUUAAAAUGUAUUAAGUGGAAAGUGAAGUUUAAUUUUAAUUUGCAAACACCACCUUGUAGAGUUUAACAAGCAAAUAGGUUACAUAUGACUUUAAGUAAGAAGUCUUCAAAAUGAAGUAAAGGAAAUGUAAAUGUUCUAUUACCUUAUGGAGAGACAGCAUGAGUGGUGUCAUUUAGUUAAUGAACAAAUAAAUUUAAUUUGUGACAUGUCCUUUCUUUUCUUUUCCCACUAUGGCCAUAAGAGAAUGACCCUCUUGUUUCAUCCAAAAACAAAGAAUUAGUUAAUUAGUUAACAGUUUUCUGAUAAAUAAAUAAAUGCUUAUCUAAGCAUUUCAAGCUACUUUAUUGCCAUUCUUUUGGUUCUAGUUAUUAGGCUGAUGAUUUAUUAUGGGACAAAUGAGAAGUCCAGGUGUAUAAGUUUCCGAUUGUUAAAAAGUCAGAUAAACUCACUUCUACUGAGCAAAGAAUCCUGCUCUGCCUCUCUUUGUGUUCAUGGACUUUGGUGUAUGUCACUUCAAAUGACAGCCUUGUACCCAUGUAAACACAUAAAGGUAGAUUGGGGUCUCCUGGUUACCAUUUACUUAAGAACAAAUGUCAGUAUACAGAUAUAUUCCAGGCAUAACUUUGAAAGAUUAUCAUCAGUGGAGACCUUCUUAGUACUGAUUUUACAACAGGGCCAGCUCUUAUAUUUCUGGGUAGAAUUAAUAUAUUUUUAAUGCCUUUGCAAUGGAGUUCUGUCUGCAAUUCCAAACCCAACACUGUUGUGGACACUUUCAGGCCAGGAACCCUUGUGUUUGAAUGAGUGAAUAUUACUUAUCACCAUGGGCUGUUUUCUUCCUUUCAUUGAAAGAAAAGUCUCUCUAAAAUAAUAGAAAUUUCAGACACUCUGUUCAAGUAGAUUUAAUAGAGGUGCAAAACUGUAGUUUGUGUCCGUUUGCAGACCCCCACCUCACCUCAUUCCUGGAUAGGUGGUACUUUGUGCAGAAGAAAAUGCUCCUGAGUCAUGGGCUGAAAAGACUCUAAGCCCCAGCUUAAUGGAGUUAUUCUCAUGCUUUUCCUUUUAAAAUAUUCAACAGUCAGCUUUCCAAGUGUGUGAUCCCUGGUUAGGGAUCACAGAAAAAUCCAUUCUCUCUAGACUUUAGAAGAAAACAGCAUCCCUACUAUUUUCCCAUUAGCACAACUGGCCCAGUUCUCUUCACUUUCUACAACCCUGGUUCAAAGUGUCCCUCCUAAUGCUGUUCUGCUCUUAAGCCAUAGUGGAUCAUUGAGGUCCCACACCCUACUUUUUGAAAUACUGACAGCCUUUGCCCUCAAUUGUCUGAUUUUUCCAUUGAAAACCCUAGCAAUUUGGACGUUGUUUAAAGUAUUUCUCAAAUAAAUUACUGUACAGAGGAUAUCUUACAACAUUUUAUGUUUUUCAGUGAAAAUUGAUGCAAUGUUUUUCUCUGUAGGAAUUUGAAAUGAGUUAGCUGUGUGAUCAAUCUUGAAACUCACAUGUAUGUAUGUGUAUACAUAACUUAGGUAGAGCUUAGAUUUAGUUUCUCCAUAAAAACUAUACAUAUAACUGAGAUGUUAUUUUACCAGAAAUUUAACUUAUUUACUUUAUUUGUCAUAUUUUAUUUCUGAUCACAAAUGUUUUACAGCUGCUGUGAUUUCUUUUUUCCAAAUGAAGGGUCUUAUGAUCAUAAAGUUAAAGGGUAUUCAGCUUUGAGAACCACCUGCAACUCUUUUUUGGACUGUUCAUACAUGUAACAAAUAUGUAAUGAGUGCAAUUUCACUAUAAUGAAUAUCCAUGCUAUCUAAUAGAAUGGUUCUUUCUCUACUUUUGCUCUUUAAGGACAUUUGUUCUUUUAACGCUCUAGUGAGUUUUCCCCAUAUAUAAAUAUAGGAAAACACAGUUUCAUACCUGUAGGCAAUAGUCUAACUUGUCCAAACCACUUUGCCUUUACUGCUAUUUUUACCCCUAACACGUAGAUUUGUGCCCCAGGCCUGUAGGCCUUUUGAAAGAAACAAAUCAUACCUCCUCUAAGUUGAUAUAAACCUGGUUUUCAAGUCUCAUUUCCAGAUUUGUUUUUAAGUUAGUGGGGGUUUUACCUUUUCCCUUAAUGUGAGAGUCAUUUUCCUGUAUAUUUCUGGAUCUCUCAGGGGUUGGGAGGGGGGAGUGAGGGGACUACAAGAGUAGCACUCCAAGAACCCUUUUGGAAUUACUUCAGUAAUCAACUAUGAGAGUUAUUUUCUAAAUGUAGAUAUGUAAUCUGUUCUUUUAAAGUAAGGUACUUUGAAAUAUGUAGCAUAAACUGGUACUGCUGUUAAUGGGUCGAUUAUUAACUGAGCAGCUGUGCAAGGGCAGCUAACUUUGAAUGCACAUCUCAGUGGCUGGUGUGUCUUCAUCUCAUUUUAUGAGCACCAGGGAUUGCAUUGCUGCAUGUUGAAAUUGCAUUUCCACAUGGUAGGACUGGUUCAUCUCUCUUUUGAGCAUCAAUAGAAAAGAUCAACUGAAAAUGAGGUCAACAUGCAAGACAAUUCAUAGCACAAAAAUCUAAGUCGCUUUAAAUCUUCUCUCAAACACUCAUCUCAUGCACACAUCAAAGUGGUUUACUAAGAUCAGCUUGGUUGAUAAAGGGGGACACUUUACCAAAAAGGCAGAGGCUUAAGGUGUUAUAUACAUUUGUAUUCGUUUCCUUUUUUUCUUGUGAACGGAAAACAUGCCUUCUCUCCUAUGAAGUCUCUUCAAAGGACAGGGGUGCAAGAAUACCUUUGUGGUAAGCCAUCAAUGUUUCAUUUAAACCCCAGCAUUCAAAGUUAGCUGCCUUUUUGAAAUAAACAAACAAAAAAUACUACUGUAUGUUUGAAAAAUGUGAAUAGUAUUUUUAUAGCUUGUUAAAGACAUGGCUAGUUGCAUUUGUAAAUAAGGAUAAUGUUGCUUUGAUUUUCUUUCUGGGGCAUCUUUAUUUGGAACAUAAUUGUCUUUAGGGUUGAUUUGUAUAUAAGUAAUCGGCUUGUGAUUGUUUCUUUUUUGGUUGGAAGUUAUCAUUUUGACAUUACUUGUGAUUCUGUGUUUAGCGCUAUUGUGACGUGUUCAACCUCUGCACUCGCUUACACAAUAGGAUAUGCCAAUUGUGUGUGGUGUGAUAUUAUUUUAAUUUUUUUUCUAUUUUAUCUAUGAAGGAUUAUGCACUUAACACAUACUAACUUUUUUAAUGUUAGGUAUAUUUUUAGUAUAAUUUCCCUUAUUCUUUCUUCUCCUACAACCCUUCACCCUAAUCUCCUUCCUUCCCUGAAUUUCUGUUUUUAUUUGAGAAUGAGGGAAAAACAGUAUUUUAAAUUUAUGUAAUUAGGCUUUUCGGCUAGUUCUCAAGGAUCCUCUUUUGGCUCUUGGGAAAUAAUUGUACCUGUACAAGGCAUUUACAGAAUGCGAACUGCUUUGCCUCAUUCCGUACUGAUCAUCCCAGCUGAACAAUUUGAAAACUGUUCUGCCUUUUUGUUACAUGAAUCUGUCAGAAAUAUAUUUUUAAUUUAAUAUAAAUGAAAUUCAAUAAAAUAUGAAACAAAUGUUGUCUUCUGUGUCAGAAAAUUUUUAUGAGAAAAAAAUCCAAUUGGGGAGGAGAAAAUUUUUCUGUAUUUAAUAACAUGAAAAUUUGAAAAUGAGAUUAUUUUUGCCUAUCUUUAUAAAUCUCGUUAGUUAUUCCUCAGAACCUUUUGCUUGUUUGGGGUAUCAUACUUUUUGUGUGUGUUGUCCAUCUAACACAUAUGCCUAUUGAUCUGUAUAGACCUACUCAUCUAUUCAGAUAUGUUUAUUUAACUGUGGUUAGUUUGUUUCUUAGGGAAUUAAAAAUAAAAUGUUUUAGGUUGUUUCCCAGUGA